Paralichthys olivaceus (Japanese flounder) is the source of this 3405-nucleotide messenger RNA. It is a transcript of the gene klhl3, whose product is annotated as kelch-like family member 3. Gene Ontology annotation, molecular function: protein binding. Lineage: Eukaryota; Metazoa; Chordata; Actinopteri; Pleuronectiformes; Paralichthyidae. The record is from RefSeq and is a predicted model, not a curated record.
AUCCUUUUUCCAGCGGAGUGAGUGCUCUCGCCAGUACAGGAUCUCCGUGCGGCUCAUGCCUGCUGCGCUCCGUGGCUCCAGGGAGGACCAGGGGAGACCAGGGAGGACCAGGGGAGGACACGGAGGAUGGACGGCGUGUCGCUGGGUCUGGUGGCCACACCGGCCUCACAGCGUCCAAACUGCAACACGGACUCGGAGGAGGACACGAUGAACGGAGGGAUGCACACCUUCAAUCAGACGCAUAUGAGGAAAGCUUUUCAGCUGAUGAACGACCUGAGGAGUAAAAAGAUGCUGUGUGAUGUCCAGCUGAUUGCUGGCAGCGUUGAAGUGCCAGCUCACAGGGUGGUCCUGGCGUCCUGUAGCCCUUACUUUUGUGCCAUGUUCACAGGUGAUAUGAGUGAAAGCAAGGCCCAUCAGGUGGAGAUCAGAGAGGUGGACGGUCAAACCCUGAAAAAACUUGUUGAUUACAUCUACACGGCUGAGAUCGAGGUCACAGAAGACAAUGUCCAGGUUCUGCUCCCAGCAGCAAGUCUCCUCCAGCUGAUGGAUGUUCGUCAGGUUUGCUGCGAGUUCCUGCAAUCUCAGCUUCACCCGACCAACUGUCUGGGCAUCAGAGCCUUCGCCGACCUGCACACAUGCAUGCAGCUUCUCAAUCAGGCCCACGCAUACGCUGAGCAACAUUUCACAGACGUGGUGCAGGGGGAAGAGUUUCUAGGCCUGACUCUGCAGCAAGUGUGCAGCCUCAUCUCCAGUGAUAAACUCACAGUCUCCACAGAGGAAAAGGUAUUUGAGGCUAUGAUAUCUUGGAUCAAGCACGAUAAGCCGGCUCGUCUGGAGCACAUGCCCAAACUGAUGGAGCAUGUCAGACUUCCACUACUGUCCAGGGAUUACCUGGUGCAGAUCGUGGAGGAAGAAGCUUUGAUAAAGAACAACAACACCUGUAAAGAUUUCCUUAUAGAAGCAAUGAAGUAUCACCUGCUGCCUGCCGACCAGCGGCACCUCAUCAAGACGGACAGGACUCGACCGAGAACGCCUAUCAGCAUCCCCAAGGUGAUGAUCGUAGUCGGCGGUCAGGCUCCUAAGGCGAUUCGCAGUGUGGAGUGUUACGACUUCCAGGACGACCGCUGGUACCAAGUAGCUGACCUCCCAUCAAGACGGUGUCGGGCAGGUGUUGUGUCGAUGGCAGGACGUGUGUUUGCAGUCGGGGGCUUUAACAGUUCCCUGCGGGAGCGGACGGUGGACGUGUACGACGGUGGAAGAGACCAGUGGAGUGCGGCAGCGAGUAUGCAGGAGAGACGCAGCACACUGGGAGCUGCUGUGUGGGCGGAUUUACUCUACGCUGUGGGGGGUUUUAACGGAAGUAUAGGUUUGUCGACAGUUGAGGUCUACAACUAUAAAACCAACGAGUGGAUUUACGUCGCCUCCAUGAACACGAGACGCAGCAGUGUGGGCGUAGGGGUGGUUGAUGGUAAGCUGUACGCAGUAGGAGGCUAUGAUGGAGCUUCUCGUCAGUGUCUCAGUACAGUGGAAGAAUACGACCCUGUCGCUGAUCAGUGGUGCUACGUCGCUGACAUGAGCACACGACGCAGUGGAGCAGGUGUGGGGGUGUUGAGUGGUCAGCUGUUCGCAGCAGGAGGACAUGACGGACCUCUUGUGAGGAAGAGUGUCGAGGUGUACGACCCACUGACCAACACCUGGAGGCUGGUGUGUGACAUGAACAUGUGUCGGAGAAACGCAGGCGUCUGUGCCAUCAACGGGCUGCUGUACGUGAUCGGAGGAGACGACGGCUCCUGUAACCUGUCGUCCGUAGAGUUUUACAACCCGGCCACAGACAAGUGGAGCCUCAUUCCCACCAACAUGAGCAACGGACGAAGCUACGCAGGUGUCGCAGUGAUCGACAAGCCGCUAUGACAGUUAUUCCAGAGCAUCAGCAGCCGAGCGACAUCUGAGGUCAUCUGAAGUGACGCUGUCGUCAACGAAUGAGACGCUCUCAAUCCUCAUCUGACACAACCUUGGAUAGAUCGUCACCAGGAGGAUGUUGGGGAGUUCGGCGUUUACCCAAAACAGGAUUUUGUUGCUCAACGCCAUUUUCAUUACAGCCCCGAGAGAUCUCCACUGUUGCACAAGAUAAGAAGCAAUACCCCAAGAGAGCGGGCUUAAAGGAACAGUGUCUUAGUGAGAAGUUUAUCAAACUGCAAGCACACGAGAAGCAGCGUCAUCAGCCGACGUCAGAACUCACUCAGACGUUAGAGACGCUUGUUGUCGGGAAACGGAGAAAAGCUUCAGAUGCUCAAAGGUGGAAAUCCUUUGAUGGAUGGAAUCAAACCUGAGGAGCUGAAAACUUCAGAACACCAGCGGACGGAGACACCACCACCACCUCACUGUUGAUGAACUCUGCUUCCAGCGAUAAAGGUGCUGCUACAACCAGGAAGUGUGACUCGAUUGGCUGCUGAAGGAGCGUUCUGGAGACCUGAGCACAUCACCGAGCCUUUUAAAAAAAAAAAAAAAUACUAGACUUGCCACAGAUCUUAUGAGAUAAACGAGCUCCUGGCAACUGGUUCUUCAGCUUGAUUUUGAGAUUUUUUGGGGUUUUUUCGGAUUCCUGUGCCGAUCGUCAGCGGCUCCAGCUGCUAAAUGAAAACCAGCUGUUGCCAGACAGAUGUUCUCGACCUAGAGACGCAGUGAGCUGCAAGAUAAUUUAAAGAAUGUUAAAAGCGUCUUAUAUGCAAAAUGAUCAUAUUUAAUAUUUUUGAGAUUGUGUGGUCGAUCUGAUUCAACACAGCAGGUCUCGGCUCUUUGACGACACACUACUGAUGCACUUCACACUUGCACUGACUGACGCGGAGCGGACGUCCGCUUGUCUCCGAGCGACUGGAUCUCUGACCUGCUGCCGUCAGAUCGUCUCCGCUGUCGAUCGAGCUCGCUAACGUCGACACGUAGAGGCCAACAACUUCACGAGAAAUGUGCCACUGAGCGUUUUUAUCGCUAAGUAACAAACUGAGAGGGUGAAUUAUUUGUGUUCACUGUUUAAGAGCGUGUGUCAAAAUGCACUGUAGAAAUUCAGCUGUAACAGUCAAAUGAAAAAGAUGCAGGUUUAAGAUUUUCUAUUUAUUAUUUUGGUCCAAUUGUUUCUAGAGCAUUUAUUGAGAUUUGCAUUUCAUACCUCAUCCUGACAAAGUUCCACUGAUGUUGUCUGAUAAAGUUCAUUCAGAGGACGUGGGUUUGUUUUAGUUGUAGUGUAUUUAGCAGACGGACUGACUGGUGCCAUAGCUAAAGAAAAGAGAUUAUUAGAAGUUAUUUGAUGAAACGUUUUCUCAUUUCUGUCUAAAAUCUUCUAAAAAUCACAGAGAAACUCGACCUGCUGCCAUUUUAAAAUCCUCCUGACAAAGAAGAAUAUAAAAUCUU